GGGGGGCGCACGGAGCUGGCGGCUUCGGCUGGUCUCGGCUGUCUGCAGCCGCACUCUCUUGCCUUAAGAGCUCCCUGAUCCUCGCGCGUGCCCGCGCGCGCGCAGAGGCGGCUCCCUUGUCCGGGCUGUGCAGCUAGCGCCGAGCAAGCGCUGCACCUGAUCGCGCCUCGCCGAGAAAGAGCGAGACGCCGGCUGGGCUGGGCUGAGCUGAGCUGUGGAGAGACAAAAGAAGAACCAGGCAACCCCAUCGAGGCAGCGGGUUCCCGCGGCUGCCGUCACUCCGGUUGCUCGCGGCACCUCUCGUUGGCGGACACUUGCUGCUGCUGGGGAAGGACAGGGGCGGCUGCAACUGAAGGAUAUCCCCCCUUUACAAAAAAAAAACCCCAAACCCUUCACUCCAUGGCCGAGCAGCCCUGAGGCGUGCGGCGGCGGCUGGAGCUGGAGCCCCAAAGAGAAGCGCGGGAGCCCCCGCAGCCGCCCCCGCGGGCGCUUUCUCUGGAUCCUCCGCGGGAUUCUCGCCUCGGCGGCCGGGCGGCGCACGAUGCGCCCUGCUGCUCUCUUCUGAUCGCCAACCCCACCGCGAUGAUCUCUCCGGAUCAGCAGCAGCAGCUACAGCAGCCCAACCAUGUCGUGGCGACCAUUGAGAAUCUGCCUUCCGAGGGCAGCGGCGGCGGUCGGAGCUGCAUCUCCGCCCCGCCUUCCUCCGGUGUGCGCCAGAAGAUCCGUAAAGUGUUUAACAGGGAGCUCCUGUUAUCUGUAGCUUUGGGGCAAGUCUUAUCCCUGCUGAUCUGUGGUAUUAGCCUAACCAGCAAGUAUUUGUCAGAUGAUUUUCAUGCCAACACUCCUGUCUUUCAAAGCUUUCUGAACUACAUUCUCCUAUUUUUGGUCUACACCACAACAUUAGCUGUUAGACAAGGUGAAGAAAAUUUAUUGGCAAUCUUAAAACGAAGAUGGUGGAAGUACAUGAUCCUUGGAAUAAUAGAUAUAGAAGCAAAUUACCUGGUAGUUAAAGCUUAUCAGUAUACCACUUUUACUAGUGUACAGCUCCUAGAUUGUUUUGUGAUUCCAGUUGUGAUCUUACUUUCUUGGUUCUUCCUCCUGGUGCGAUACAAAGCAGUGCACUUCAUCGGGAUUGUGGUUUGCAUUCUGGGCAUGGGUUGCAUGGCAGGAACAGAUGUGCUUGUUGGAAGACAGCAAGGAGCAGGAGAAAAUAAGCUUAUAGGUGAUCUUCUAGUACUAGGUGGGGCCACUCUCUAUGGCAUCUCCAAUGUCUGCGAGGAGUACAUCGUACGAAAUCUGAGUAGGGUGGAGUUCCUAGGGAUGAUUGGACUCUUUGGUUCCUUCUUCAGUGGAAUUCAGCUUGCCAUAAUGGAACACAAAGAAUUGUUAAAAGUUCCCUGGGACUGGCAAAUAGGAUUACUAUAUGUUGGCUUUAGUGCCUGCAUGUUCGGCCUCUACAGCUUCAUGCCUGUGGUCAUUAAGAAAACGAGUGCUACAGCGGUCAACCUCUCUCUUCUUACUGCAGAUUUAUACAGCCUUUUCUGUGGAUUCUUUCUCUUCUACUACAAGUUUUCAGGACUUUAUCUGCUGUCAUUCUUCACAAUCCUUAUUGGCCUUUUGCUGUACUUCUCUACAUCCACAUACAUUGCCCAAGAUCCACGGGUGUACAAGCAGUUCCGAAAUCCUUCAGGACCUGUUGUAGACUUGCCAGCCACUGGGCAGCUAGAACCUUCAGUAACAUACACCAGCCUCGGCCAAGAAACGGAAGAAGAAUCUCAAGUCCGUGUUGCCUAAACUCAGGCUCUGCCACCCUUGGUGGAGUUUGUAUCACCAUUAUCUCUGUAUCAUUCAUAGAGAAAGGUAUUUUCCAGAUGCAGUGAUUACAGUCAGCUGCAAGGUAGCAAAUAGGGGAGGUUUAUUAAAAAUAACCAUCACUAUUAAAAUCUUUCCAAGAAUACUUGACUAGGAGUAUAAUUCACAGUCCUUUACUUAGAGCAGUGCUUUUCAAUCUCUUAAGGAGACGUUGUGAAAUGAUAGGGAAACUUUCCUGAAAGACAGUUUGCCUACCUUAAAGCCUCCAUUAGAAUGGAACCCAUAUGUAUGUUGUAGAGGACAGACUUUAGUUUACAUAGGGUGAGGCAAACAGGCUUGGCCAGAGCCAUAUCUGAACCGAAAAUCCAUUCUACAAUAUGCCCUGAGACCCUUCGCAGUAUGUUGGGGACAUACAUAAGUAGAUUCUGAGGGAAGAGGGAGGGGGGAGGGGAAGGGAAAAGAUCACAAGGAAACCAGUGGACAAGUAUCUCCCAGUGUCACUUUGCUAACCUUUUCCAUCUGGAAUGCUGAAGCAACAGUACAAUAGUAAGGCCUCUGAACAGAAUCAAUAUGAUUUAAAAUUGUUCUAAUUCUUGGCAGAAAUGCCAUUCAAGUCAAAAGAUACUAUGCAAAAGGAUUUAGGAAACGGUUUUUCUUUUUAAUGUAUUUUGCCCGAAGACAUUACUUGGGAACAUCAUAUCUAACCAAUAGGAUGAACCUUGAAAGAUAAUUCUCCAUUAAGGUAUAUUUUCCCUGACCAAACAGUGACCAAAAUGAUACUGGUAGAUUAUUUUCCACCGUUACACAUUUUUCAUUCAGAAAAUAAAUGAAGUCCUGAGAACUAUUUUUGUGCAGUUUUGUCUAGUUGGGCUUUAAAAAGAAUUUCAGUGCAGGUAAAGUUGAUGGGGAAAAGAGAUGAAAUGGGAAUGAAUACCAGAUGAGAAUUGGAACAGUUGACGGCAGGUGGGUUAUCUUCAGUUUUUUUUCAACCUCUAGAACUCCACCGGUCUUCCUGCUUCGCUCUUUCCAAACAAAACUGAAACAAAAAAACAACCCUUCCACACACACACCUUGACCUGGGGGAAAAACUCUUCAGAACAAUGUCGAAUGCUCCCAUCAAGGGGUAGAUUCCAACUGAGAUGUGGGAACUGACUACAAGUCCCCAAAUCCUUGUCAGGAAAAUUCACUCUGCAUACCAGUUUCCACCAAGAAUGGGUACUCUUCCUCAGUGACAGUGAUAAUUUCUGGAACAUUAAUGCCAAAUUUGCAUUCGAGUUCCAGGCAGCCAGCAAGAAAAGAGACAAUGCUGUGCAUCUAAAAAAAAAAAGAAGAAGCCUGGCGCUGCUACUCCUUAUCUCCUCUUUUUGAUGUAAUGGAAGCGAAAGAGGCAGGCUUUCAAUAGGGCCUGUUUCAUGUAAGUUUGAAUGAAGACUUGAAAACCUGAAUAUUUUCAGGAUGAAUGUGGAUGUGUUCGCCAAUUACUGAUGGAAAGGGACUAGAAGCAUGGGAAGCAAGAAAACUUGGUAAUUAGCACUUAAUGCAGCAAGGGAAAUGCCUAGUAGGGCCAAAUAUACAUAGAUAUUAACAACUGUUGUCCAACUGAGGUACACAGAAUCUAUACCUUAGUGCCAUUGUGUUCAUUCAGCUACCUUAGCUAUCUAGUUGCCCAUUCUCUGAAGCCUUUCUUAGCCUGGGCCCUCCUGAUGUGGUGGGCAGAAUUCUCUCACCUCUGGCUGUGCUGCCUAGGAGUUGCACUGCAACAUCUCUUGAAAGGCUGAGGUUUUGGGAAGAUGACUCAGAAGAAGUUCUGGGAAGCCAUGGAUGGACAGCUACCAAUAUCCAUCUCUAUUCUAAGAAUAGGUUGAAAAGAAACUUUUUAACCUUUUUAAAAAUAUGUGCAUAAUAAUAUAGUAGUCAAACAUUGACCUCUGAAAUAUUUUUUACAGUAAUAUUAUGGGCAGCUGAGAUUUGCUGAUAAAAAAGUACGUUUCCAUCUUCAGUGUCUUAACCUUAGAGAUAUAAACAGGUUCCUUACUCUUCACAAAUUUAGUUGCUACUAAGAAAAAAGAAAUGGAAUAUUUUUGUAGACAUUCUGUCCAAGAGAAGAACACAGGAAUAGCUGACCUGGGCUGCUCUCAUUCACAAUCUGAUACUGGCCAGAUCUGAACUGUUUAGAACUCAGUGUAUUCAGAGUCUUUAUGCUUAUUCCAUAUUUUUUGGAGGAGGAGACCUACAUAACUGAUAUUUCUUCUGAAUCUUUGUCCAUUGUUUUUGCUUUCACUCAAUAAUCCAUUCCUGGUUCCAGAUGCAAUGGCUGCUUAGAUCCUUAGUCUUCUAGUAAGGAUUGACCAUUCCUUUCCUUAACAAAAUUCUUAUGAUUGUCACUGCUCAGUGACACAUGCAUUAUGCUCAAACUGGUUAAUUAAAAUAUAGCCUCAUUUCCUGGUUAGGAAAAGCACCCAACUGAUUUUUUUUCUCUGUCUGCAAAAUUAAUUUAGCAAUUAGGCAGUAGCUUUGUUUCCCUGAAGAAUAUUGGCCAGAGUCAUUCUUUUAUAGUUAUGUAUUCAGAAAUGUAAUCAUCUGAAUGAAGUUGAUGGCACAACAGUUCUCAAAAUACCACUACUUCCCAACUACCAUAGAAUUGGCCUUACUUAAGCAGGAUUCAGUUUCCCUAACUGGGGCCUUGCCUUAAUCAUGGCUACAGUUCUUACAAAGAAAAAGAGGCAUCAUACUAUGUUCAUAGUGCCAUAAACAAUAUUAGAAUCAUCUCCUGUCUUUUAACAUCAGAACAAAGAUAUUCCUGUGACUUAUGAACCUUGAAACUGAACCAGAAAAAAAAAUCUGAUUUCUUUAGAGCUUCUAGUUCUUGAAAGAAAAUCAGGAUAGCUGUUUGUUUCAACGAUGGGGAAGCUUUUCAAAAUGUGUUGUUAGAAUGGAAGAAUCAAAUAACUUCUUUUAAAACUUACUCUUUCUGCACAGUUGAUCACAGUAAUACUGGGGCUGUGUACAUUUGAAAUAUGAAUCAGAACAAGUAUUUUGGAUCCUCUUGGUAUGAAUACAGCAUCUUGCUGCUCUUCAUUAGAGCAAACCUGAUUGGCUGAUUUCAGGUUUCUGAAUUAGCCUGAAAAAAAAUACAUCAGGGUUUUUUUUAGAUGCACUAAUUUAAUUAUUUGAUUCAUUAAAACAGCAGGAUCUUUUUUUAGACUAACUCAGAAGCCUGAGAGAACAUACAUUUGUUUUAAUAAGUGGCAAAGAGCUGUUGUGUUUGCAAGAAGUCUGAAGCAUUUUUUCUUGAUAAUAUUUGAAGUAUGCCCAAUUUUAUAAAAAAAUAUUAUUUUACCUAUCUCAGGAGAAAAAGAGCAAAGAGAUGAGGCUACAAAGGUACUAAAUAUUUCCUCAAUGAGCUUAGUUUGCCAAGGAACCUCUUUCUUUUGUUCUUAGUACCAAAAGCUUGCAGUAUGCAGUACAGUCGAAAUAAGCUACUGCAUUUUUAUGUGUGAAAAUUACACUCACGAAGUCCGUUCUUUUGAAAAUUGAUCUUCAUAAUAAUCCCAAUUCCUCUGAGAGCUGCAUAUUAUAGCACCAUCAUGCAUUGUUCCAUUUUAGAAAUCCAAUGUGUAUAUCUUUGGUGGUAUAGAACUAGGGAUUUGCACAACUUGAAAACACUUUUUUUCACACUCAAAACAAAUAAUUGUGUUCAUGUAGUUCUACUGAACCAUUUUGAAUUAGCGCUGAAGAAGAAGAAAAAAACAACCCCUGAAACACUUUCAGCCCAAAUAAAAUCCAAAGAAACCCCGUAGUGAUUUUUUUACAUGGCAAAGAAAAUCAAAGAGUAUACAUUGUGUUUUCUCUUCCAUUUUCCUCCAUGUGGCCAAUGGGCCAGACCCUCUCUUUCCUAUCUCUCUUCAAUCCACAACUAAUAUCCUGCCCUCAUUCCAAUAUUUCCAGUGCUUUCCCUUUUCCUUUCCCCUCCAGCUACCUCUGAUGUUUGCAUACGCUGCUGUCAGAGAAAUCCCUCAGCCUUGACUUUUUCCUAUUCUUAGACUCCCCAAUCAAUUCUGUCCAGAGGAAUCAUGUUCAGUCCAUGCCCCAUUUUUUUUGUCCUCUACUUCGACCAAAACAUUUGAAAUACAGAAUUUGGUCCUGGCAUAAACCACAUCAACUAUUCUGCUUUAUGUGCAGAACAAUAUGCAUAUGGAAAAUUUUACACACUCCUCUUUACAAUCAAAUGCCUUCAGAUAACAACCUCGCACACUCUAGCAUCAACUCCCCUUAGCUACAAACAGCAUGACCAAUGGUAAGAGAUUGUGGGAACUGUUCAACACAUCUAGAAGGAAGUUUGCUUGCACUGACUCACCUGUUUUAUAAUUUACAUAGCCUUCAUUGGUUUUCUGUGCAAAGAAGAAUCCGACUGUGAGCUACUUCGACAGUCUUCCUCAUUCCAGCUGCUCUCCAAUUAUAAAACUAGAAAUCCCAAGAUCUGACCAUUUUAGUUGGGAAUCCUGUCCCAGUAUAUCUGAGAGAUGCCAGGUUGGAUCAUUCUGAGGUAACUGGGUGUAAGCAAUAGCCCUUUGCUUAAACAAUGCUAUCAAGUGGCCUUGUUUCUGCUUCAUUUUGCAUACAAAUCAAAUUAUUAAGACUAUUUUGUAAAUUAUUCUGUGACAAAGAUUCUGUACUGCUUUUUGCAACAGUCUUUCACAAGCUGGGUGCAGAGGAGAGGGAUAGAAUUAGAAACCUCACCUAUAAAACAGUUGGGCAAAAUUACCAUUUCUUUUAGAAUCAGAAUGUUACUGCUGGGUGGUCAUUCAUAUAUUUAGAGCACAUGUUAUUCCUGAGGGUGUACAUGAGUUCCAGGCACUGCUUAAAUAUCACUGAUAUCAUAUUUCAUUGUGGCUUAAAUAUUGGCUUGACACAUUACAUCAAGUCUCUCUUGAUAAAUGUAGGCUUUAAUUCUGAAUAUGCUUGGAUGUAUCUAAAAGAACAGGGUUUAAGUGUGUUCAGGGGCCUUAACUGUUUUCUCAGGUUUUAAAAAUCAGAAGUCAGCUGAUGAGCAUUGCCAUCUCCCAGUCCUUUUUGCUACCUUUUAUACCAAUUAAAUACCUUUCUCUGAAUCUGUGGUUCCAUGCUUGAUCUCAAUGACUUUCUGAAGAACUUAUGCCUUUAUUUUCUUGCUUAAGCAUUUGUCUUUCAUAACUUUUGAGGACUUUUAUUUAUAGUAUUUAUUUUGUAAGCCAAAUGUUGUUGUAGGUUCUCUUUUAAAAAUAACUCAUUCUUAUGACACUAAUUUGUAGAUUACUUUCAGUAGGAGCGAUGAGAGGCAUCACUCAGCUCACUCAAUGCUCUUCCUGAAAUAGAGCAUUGCAAGUUGCAAUCUUUCAAGGCUGGAUGGCCACCAUUGAGCUUCACCUCCUCCCCCCAGCCCUAAAAACAUUUCAAAUUAUUCUUUUUGCAUGGGGCAAGGAGAAUAGACAAAAGAGGUGGAAGACUGGUAUGUUUAACAAUGGAAGCUGCCUUAUAUUAAAUUAUUAUUGCUUCAUUGAACCCAAAUAAUGUUUUUCUGGUUGGCAACAAAUCUGGGGCAGAGGUCUGCCAGUCCACUAAGUUCCUGUAUCUGCAGAAAAUGGUGUUUGGCCUCACUGCCUUCUGCUUAGAAAUCAACAAUUCUUCUCUUGAGCAGUCGGCUUUUUAAUUCUUCUACAAUUGAACAAUGUUGUUAAACAUAUUUAUUGCCUAAAUGAAAUGCCAAGAUAAAUUGAUUGAUGCAUAAUGAAAUGUCAGGUCCAUCUGCAAGAGUUUCUUUGUCUGAUGUCUUGCCAGUCUAAGAAUUGGGGGGUAGGGGCGGGUGGGGCAUCAGCAAAGCUCUUUUAGUUCAGCAAGUAGCUACACUAUCAGUUUAGCCAUUGACUUCAUUGGAAAAUGGAUGGGCCAGUUCCUGGAGGUGAAAAAGGUAUUCAGCUAUCCUGACUGUACUGAUAUAGUUCAGUAACUGAAUCGGAAGCUGUAGCAACAGUUUGGUUUGUCUUCUACUAGAAAACUCAAGAAUACAAUCAGCAACCAAGAUAGACCAAGCAAUUGAUGUUUUGCAUCACUGUGUCAGAUGAAGAUGCUUCCGUACAUAGUUUUAGAUAUUGCUAACUUGUGCCAUUAACAUUUUCAACCAGUGUGUUGUAUUUUCUCUUUUUAAAAAUGACAUUAGUAUUCUCAAGCUAGCUAUAAAUAUCAAUUUUACCCCAUGGGUAGGAUUUUAAUUGUUAAAUGCCAUAAUAAAAGCACACUAAUUUUGACACUUACAAAUGGAAGUAAGAACCAAAAACAAGGAACGUCCACAAUAUUCACUCAGACAAAUUAUCUGUUUUGAUAUUUGCAUGCUCCAACAUGGACUGGCUGUGGCAAUGUAAUGCCUGUAUAAUGUUUUCAAAUAAUAAAAAAAGAUAAUCCUUUA
This is a messenger RNA of Crotalus tigris (Tiger rattlesnake), 8254 nucleotides long. It is a transcript of the gene SLC35F1, whose product is annotated as solute carrier family 35 member F1. NCBI's taxonomy places the organism in Eukaryota, Metazoa, Chordata, Lepidosauria, Squamata, Viperidae. Gene Ontology annotation, biological process: transmembrane transport. Gene Ontology annotation, cellular component: membrane. The record is from RefSeq and is a predicted model, not a curated record. Gene Ontology annotation, molecular function: transmembrane transporter activity.